Messenger RNA from Paramecium sonneborni, 1177 nucleotides. The record is from the annotation of a GenBank genome assembly. Lineage: Eukaryota; Ciliophora; Oligohymenophorea; Peniculida; Parameciidae.
AUGUAAAUAAAAAGAAUUUCAAUUGAAUUUGGAACAUAUGAAUAAAUGUUUGAAGGGAAUAUGUCAGUGGCAGUUAGUUAAUAAGAUUUGGAAUAAGAUACUUAAUCUUUUUUUAGUAAGGAUGAUCUAAAGAAUAAAUUUAAACCAUUUUAAAAGGAAAGAAAUUCUGUUGGAAAAUUAAUCUAAAGAGCUAAAAGUAACGAGACAACAUCUAGAUUUCAAUUUUUAAAAAGUUAAGAAUUAGUUGUGAAGCCAACAAAAAAAAAGAAAAAUUAUAAUAGUAAUAUAAUCUAGAAAUGGAGUACCACAAAUCUAUUAGGACUUAAAAAAAGAAAUAUUACUGCUGAAGAUUAAGAAGUUUCUUUAAGAUAACGUUUAAAAUAUUUUAGAGUUAAUCUUUAAGCAAACUAAGGCUUUAUAAAAUAGUUUAGAGAAUAUAAGAAAUAAUAAAACCCAGGGACAAUAUAAACAAGAGCAUUUUUAGCACCAAAAAGAGAGUAUUUUUACAAAGAUGUAAAGAGAAGCAUAAAAUAAAUGAUAGAGUCUCAAUCCAGGACCAGGUGUGUAUUCUGGAAAAGUAUUGUUGACAGAUCCUGGCGUUUCAAUUGAAUAUAGUAAAAGUCCAUAAACAUCGAAACAAUAAACUCCUAUUUGUCAGAAAGAUUUUUAUGACAUAUAAUUAAAAAAAAAGAAUGAAAAUACGCCAGACUUUUUAAGAACUAUCAGUAGAGAAUAAGCUUACUAAAGAAGUAUAUUUGCUUAGAUUGAAAUGUAAAAAAAAGAGAGCAUGGUAUUUUACAUUAAUUUAUGUUUUAUACAAGAAAUUAAAAAAAGAACAACCAUUAGAUACUAAAAAAAUUGAGUAAGAAAUUGAAUAUUUUCUUUCUCAGUAAUAAAAGUAUGGAAAAAUAAGUAUUUGAUUUCUCAAAAGUUAGAUUAUCAAAGAAUAUUAGACAAUAAUACAGAUAUUAAAAAGAUGACGAAACCAGAUACACUAGAUAAUACAUGGAAUAAAAUGCUGUAAGAAAAUAUUAUAUUUAAGGGAACGAUAUGGUUUUAAGAAAAUGAAAGGAGGAAAAAUUAUAAAGGAAAGAGUCUAAACAUUAUAAAAUGAGUGAGAAUAAUAUUAAUUUAAUACUUGAUACUUUUAUUUAGCAAAUAUUAUGAAUAAAAUUAG